Messenger RNA from Paraphaeosphaeria sporulosa, 1686 nucleotides. Its product is annotated as FabD/lysophospholipase-like protein. Gene Ontology annotation, cellular component: membrane. Gene Ontology annotation, biological process: arachidonate metabolic process. Lineage: Eukaryota; Fungi; Ascomycota; Dothideomycetes; Pleosporales; Didymosphaeriaceae. The record is from RefSeq and is a predicted model, not a curated record. Bases 1 to 1686 code for a protein of 561 amino acids. The transcript has 4 exons.
AUGGCAGAUGUCGAAGUUACAACGGAGGGACAUUCCCUUGCGCUGAGACCAGAUAGAAAUCAGGCUGAAGCCUCUUCUUGGCGGUCUUCGGUUCCCGCAAGAUCGGACGCCGGUCACUCAUCGACAUCGCGAGACUCACGACCUGCACAUCUAUCUGCCGAUCUGCAUCGGGAAGAUCCGUGGCAGCCAAUUGUUCUCAGUCUAGACGGUGGUGGUAUAAGGGGAUUAUCCUCUCUGUACAUCCUUCAGCAUCUAAUGCAGAAGGUCAUGAUAGAGGAAGAACGUCAGGAAAGGGAAUCAGUUCCGAACGAAUUAGAUGCGUUGGCUGCGAGCUCAUCAAAUCAGUCACAUAGCGCGGCUAGGGAGCGCAGUGCGAGCGAUCAACAUCAAGAUUUGCGGCCUUGCCACUACUUCGAUUUCAUGAUUGGUACUAGUACCGGAGGCUUGAUCGCAGUAUUGCUUGGGAGGCUUCGACUUGACAUUGACACCUGCAUUCGUAUCUAUGAACAGAUUGGGACUUACAUCUUUGGUAGCCGGAGAUGGUGGGGCCUUUUGACAAAGUAUGAUCACAGAAGGAUGAAAAGGGCCAUCAAAAAGGUCCUCCAGGUGUAUUGCGAGGAGCACGCUCAAAACCGUCAGUGCAGAGGUGAUGAUCUGCUUAGGCAGUACGACUUCUCCCACCACGAUGGACCCUAUAAGAAUCAUAGCUGCAAAGUAGCAUUGAUGUCCAUACGUGAGGGCGAUCGAAGACACCAUACGCAAGACAAACAGUACUUAUUCCGCAGCUACGACCAUGUCAAGGCGCCACCAGAACAGUACAACCGUUCUAACGAUCUCGAGUUGAACCCAGGAACAGUACAGGAUAAUGCAACGACCAUCUGGGAAGCCUGCCGUGCAACUUCAGCAGCACCACUCUAUUUCAACAAAAUGACCAUCCGCGGCGUGCGCUACAUGGAUGGCGGUGUCGGUGCAAAUAAUCCCGCUGGAUACGCUCUUAAUGAGGCCCAACAGAUGACAUCCCGUGGUGGUAAAGCAGACAGCAACCGCAAACCGGCCGCUCUGAUCAGUGUUGGCACGGGCCACAAGGAUCCACAAUCACGCUUUCGGAAUAUUUUCGACAUCAUCACUUGGGCGCGGAAAAGAAUCACUGACACCGAAGAGGCCCACAUAAACACUGAAGGCAGGUGCAAAGAGCUGAAUGUUCCUUACUGCCGCUUCGAUGUGCAGGAAGGCCUGUCUAAGAUGAAGCUCGAUGAAUGUCGGCAAAAGAAAGCCAAGAAAGUAAAGAAGGACGAAAAGGGAAAGAUGGCUGUCAAUGGUGACACAGCAGUAAAAGCGAAUGGCGACACCACAGGUACAGCCAGUCCUAAGGCUGGUCAUGCCACCGCCGGAAAACCACUCUUCAACACCUGGCAACCGGAUCGAUACGAGUACGUCACGUACAAACGUAUCAAGGAGGAUACGAUCAAGUACUGCCAGAAUAAAGGGGGCUCUCAUGACAGCCCUGUAGAUGUUGACGCAGAGCUCACAAAGGCAGCACAGCUCUUGGUGUACUAUAGGAGGAGAAGAGAGGAGCUGACCCCCGAGGCCUGGACUCGUUUUCGAGAUCACCCUUAUACUCGAAUAACGAGUGUUCAGAGGAAUGCCAAUAGCGAGGCAGCAGUUGCGACUGAGGCGACGAUGUAA